Molecule: messenger RNA, 774 nt
Organism: Emiliania huxleyi CCMP1516
Lineage: Eukaryota; Haptophyta; Isochrysidales; Noelaerhabdaceae
Exons: 6
Coding region: 1-765 (254 amino acids)
Biological process (GO): tRNA splicing, via endonucleolytic cleavage and ligation
Cellular component (GO): nucleus
Molecular function (GO): polynucleotide 5'-hydroxyl-kinase activity
Source: RefSeq, a predicted model, not a curated record
AUGGCCACCACCUCGCUCAGCGCCUCGCAAGAGUACCGCUUCGAGGUCGCCGCCGGCGCCGUGGUCACGCUCCGCCUCACCUCGGGCAGCGCCGAGAUGUUUGGCGCCGAGCUCGCUCCGCAGCGCCCGUACGCCUUCACCGGGCCGACGCAUGAGGCUGUCUACACGUGGCAUGGCUGCACCUUUGAGCUCGACGGCGGGUGUCAGCACGCGUACGUUGCGUCCGAGACUCCGAUGGACGCGUACCUCCGGCUGCACACCGAUCUCGACGCUCGGCGCGCGGCGGCGCGCCAGGCGGACACGCACGGGCCGCGGGUGAUCGUGGCGGGCGGCGCAGGCAGCGGCAAGGCGGCGCUGUGCCGCAUGCUCGCCAACUGGGCUGCGCGGCGCGGCGACGGCCCUCUCCUCGUCGAGCUCGACCCGCUCCAUCAGCGCCACGGCGAUCGGGUGGCCGCUGGACGGAGCGCGUCUCCGGCAGAGGCGGCGCUGCACUACCGCCACGUGACUGAGAGGCUCGGCGAGGCGGUGCGGAGGAGGGGUGAGGAGCACGCGGGGACGCGGCACUCCGGCUUCGUCGCCUCGGGCUGCAGCUGGGUCGACGGGGGCGGGUACGACGCGCUCGCGGGGCAGAUCUCGGAGCUCGCCGUCGACGUGUGCGUCGUCAUCGGGGACGACCGGCUCCACUCGCAGCUCCUCUCGCUCGCUCCCUCCCUCGCGUCCAAGCUCGAGGUCCUCAAGCUCCCCCGCUCGGGCGGCGCGAGAUAAGCCGAGAUG